AUGGCUCCCUCUACUUGUCGUCAAAAGCACUCCUCACCUGUAAUUGUUUCAGAGUUAGAGGCUGAUAGCAGUGAAGAUAAUGCCAAUGCAUCUGAGGCUGGUACCAAUGCUUCUGAUAUGGGUACUGAUACCCUAGAUGAUGACCUACCAAGUGAUGAAGAGGACUACAUAUCUCCGCCUCCAACCCAGAGGCGUGGUGGCAAUUACAACAAGAAGAAAUCCGAUAGUACUGCUGAUGCAACAAAAACUUGCAAGAGGGUUCCAAAGAGAUCCCCACAGGCUGAUAUAACGGAGCAUGAAGAUGAUGAGACACCAGCUGUGAGACGCAGUCCAACAAAGAAGGUCAGAACGGUUGUGCUGCCCAAGACCCCAACUCGCUCUACUCUUCCUCAAGCGCUGAAAACACCCUUUCAACCAAAGCCUAAGACUGUCAAGGAGGCAGCUGAGUCUACUGAUGAUGAGACUGAAGAGGAGGUCUCUGAUGACGAGCGGCCACCUCUGAAGCUCAAGCUAUCACACAACCCUGCCCGUCAACUUGUUUUUGAUCAAGCUGUUGAAAAUCACAAGCUUGAGAAGGUCAAGGAGUUGACAAAGAAGAAUAAAAAGCAGGGCAAACGCACAUCAGAUGAUCCCUUUUUGGAAACCGACAAGCAAGAGUUAGUUCUUGAUGAUCUUGAGCCCACUGAGAUUCCCCAAGUCCUAGACCUUGAUACCUAUCGAGGUCUUUCAAACCUUCCAAGCGGUCAAUGCAACAUUACAAGAACCUCAGCCGACUUCAUCGACCAGGAUGAGGACUGUCUUGCAGAGGGGUGGACCUUUGGAAACGGAGGUCUAGUCAAGUUUAUCACUGGCAUGAUGCAUGUACCAAAGGCCUUCAGGCCGAUCGUACUCCUCAUCACCUUUGGUAAACUUAUCGAAAAGAUGAUUGCCAAUAGGAUACAGUUUGACGCUGUCAAGCAUGAUAUCUUCCAUCCCAACCAACUUGGCAGCAUCCGCCAGAGGUCAACUGAGGAUGCUGGAUUGAUUCUGACUCAUCUCGUGCGAGCGGGGUGGGUUAAGGGUCUCCAGACUAGCGCGCUGGCUUUUGACAUCGUGCAGUUCUUCCCUUCUAUCAACCAUGAGAUGUUCAUGGCUGUACUUUGCAAGCAAGGGUUCUCACUGGUUCUGGUGGAAUUCUUUGCCUCCUAUCUUGUUGGUCGUUCCACAGUCUACUGCUGGAACACCUUCCAAUCCGACUCGCGGUCUGCGGACGUGGGUGUCAGGCAGGGCUCAGCUCUCUCACCUGUUAUUUCUGGGCUGUUCAUUGCUCCGGUAAUGAAGCUCUUCUACAUCAAAGCAGCGCUGCUCAACACGACGUUGCUUUCCUUUGUGGAUGACGGGACCAUUCUGGCCCAAUCCAAACAGCUUGAUGAUAAUAAUGUGGGCCUGCGUAAGGCCUACAAGAUUAUCUACCUUCUCUUUGUUGCUUUCGCACUCGUCCUUGAACACGACAAGACUGAGCUGUUUCACUUUUCACGUCGACGAGACACCUACAAUCCCUCACUGGAUUUGGGGUACGCCCUGCAUACCGGCGCUACACCUUUGAAGCCCAAGACCUAUUGGAGGUACCUGGGAUUCUACUGUGACCACGGGCUCACGUUUCAUGAGCACAUCCACUACUAUGCCACCAAGGCGUUCACCACCGUGCAGGCCACGCACAUGCUCAGAAACUCCACCAGAGGUCUCUCGUCUAAACAGCGCCGCCUCUUAUAUCGGUCAUGUGUGGUUCCCAUUGCCACAUACAGUUAUCGUCUCUGGUAUUUCGAUGGCGCCCGUAAUAAGGGCGGUCUUGAGGCCCUUGCUGGUCUCAUCCCCGUUCAUCUCAUGCUGAAGAAGCUGGUGACGCGCGCAGUGUAUCGCGUCGCUACCCUCUCAGACACUCACCCUCUUCGCUCCAUGAUGGGCGAGGGACUCCUUAAGCGAGCCGCACCACAUGCCCGCUCAGCCGCCUUGAUGACCCCAGCUAUGCAAGGGAAAGUCAAGAGCACCGUUAUGGAGGUGGACAAACGUGUCCACACCUUAACUGAGAGCUUCGAGCCCUUUGCGCCCGAAGCUCACCCAGGCGAUCAGUUACUGGACCGCUAUGCGGACCGUCUCCACUUUGAUGAGCACGAUCCUGCCCAGGAUAGGCGACCAUAUCUAGACGAGCUCAUCGCAAAAGCGAGGGCUGACCCACUAACAGUACUGGCUGCAACUGAUGGUUCCGUCCCUCAGUCCAAUCAGUAUCAGGCAGCUUUGGCUGCCAUCAUCUACAAGGGACAUUGUGAGCUCGAAAGGACUCGUUAUGUCUCUGGCAGAGUUACCGCCCCUGAUGCGGAACUCAAUGCCAUCUCGUGUGCAGUGCGCCUUGCUGUCAAGCAGGCAAACUGCCAACAUAUUAUGGUCUUUACUGACUCUAUGGGCUCAGCCCAUAAAGCGGUCGACCCUUCCGUGCACUCUGGUCAGGCUUUUAGCCUGUCAGUUUGCUGUGCUCUCCAAGAGUGGUUUGAGGCAGAUGACCUCCGCCGCAUCACCUUUAUCUAUGUUCCCUCUGCUUUGCGGUGGGAUAUCCAUGGUGAGGCACACAAGUACGUCACCGAACUCAAAGUCAGGGUUGGACGUCGCAAGACGGACAAUUCUAUAGACACGCUAUGCUCCCGAGCCGCGCACUCAGUCCUGGAUUCGUGGAGUUUCAUGUUCCAGGAUCCAACCUACCAAGGCUCUGAAUUCUUAGAGCUCCAACAGCCUGACAGGCAGCCGCUACCGCCAUCGUACCUCAAUGGGGGACCUUGGCUUUCAACCUUCGGACACAGUAUUACUGAGUUCGCCCGCGUUUGCCGGUGUAUAACUGGCCAUGCGCCCAUUGGAGCGUAUUACCGUCGCUUCAAGAUUAACGAGCCUCAUGGCUGCACUUGCAGGGCUGCUCUGCAGUCUCGCCAGCAUGUUCUCUUUCGCUGCCGCGAUAGAUAUUCUGUACACUAUCCCCCUUUUCUCAGGGAUAUUGCAUCAUUUAUGAAGUACAGCCCCACAGCGUUUGGCUUCAACCGGGACCCUUCAGGUGUCGGGUAA
This is a messenger RNA of Cyclocybe aegerita, 3087 nucleotides long. The record is from the annotation of a GenBank genome assembly. NCBI's taxonomy places the organism in Eukaryota, Fungi, Basidiomycota, Agaricomycetes, Agaricales, Hemipholiotaceae.